This is a messenger RNA of Hibiscus syriacus, 1769 nucleotides long. Its product is annotated as probable terpene synthase 9. The record is from RefSeq and is a predicted model, not a curated record. NCBI's taxonomy places the organism in Eukaryota, Viridiplantae, Streptophyta, Magnoliopsida, Malvales, Malvaceae. Gene Ontology annotation, molecular function: magnesium ion binding; terpene synthase activity. Gene Ontology annotation, biological process: diterpenoid biosynthetic process.
GAGUACUCCAAAAACUUGGUUUCACCAUGGACAAGGCUAGGCCGAUUAAUGGUACUACGUCGUUCCGCAAUCAAAUCGAACUUGUCUUCUCGACAUCCCGAGCAGCGUCGCUCCGCUAAUUACCACCCUAGUGUUUGGGAGGCGGCACUCAUUGAAUCCUUGACCACUCCAUUCUCGUAUGAGGUUCAUGGAGCUAAAUUAGAGGACUUGAAGAAAGAGGCCAGAAAUUUGUUGGAAUAUGAUAAAGACCCUUGUUCCACAUUGAAACUAAUCGACUCGAUGCAGAGGUUAGGGGUGAGCUACCAUUUUGGCAAAGAGAUCGAUGAUGCUUUAGAUAAUGUAAUCUCGAGCAAACCUGCGAUCGAUGAUCUUUAUACGACUUCAUUGAUGCUCCGGAUUCUACGUGAACAUGCUUAUCCCAUUAGCACAGAUGUGUUCAACAAAUUCAGAGGUAGAGAUGGGAAGUUUGUGGAGAGUUUAGGAAGCGACAUGACGGCGCUUUUGAGUUUGUACGAAGCUUCCCACCUCGGAAUGCACGGUGAAGAUGUCAUGGAUGAGGCCAAGGAAUUCAGUUCAGGGCAUCUUAAAUCCUCUUGGGAAACAUUGGAUUGUGAUUUGGCUAUGCAAGUGAAACAGUCCCUUGAACCUUUACGUUGGAGGAUGCCCAGAAUUGAGGCUAUGAAUUUCAUACAUGUGUACCAAAAGCAUGACACCAGCAACUCUGCUUUGAUUGAGUUGGCAAAGUUGGAUUACAAUCUAGUGCAAACAGUCUAUCAGCAAGAACUCAAAGAGUUGGCCACGUGGUGGAGAGAGUUGAGGUUUAAAGAGAAGCUGAGUUUUUCAAGGGAUCGGCUGAUGGAGAAUAAUUAUAUAUGGGCAAUGGGAAUGGUGUUCGAGCCGCAAUUCUCUAAAUGCAGGACAUACCUCACCAGAUUCGUCUGCAUUUUAUCUGCAAUCGACGACAUGUAUGACGUAUACGGAACACGGCACGAACUCGAAAUCUUCACCAAAGCAGUGAAUCAAUGGGAUAUUAAGGCCAUGGAGGACCUUCCAGAAUACAUGAGGGCAUGCUAUUUAGCCUUGCUCGACUUUGUCAAUGAUAUGGAACUCGAAAUCCUGAAAGAUGGCGGAUCCAAUACCACCCACUACAUCAAGGAAGAGUGGAAGAAACUCUGUGAAUCAUAUUUCACCGAAGCAAGAUGGUUUUACAGUGGCUACACGCCAACACUGGAGGAGUAUUUAGAAAACGCGUGGAUCUCAAUCGGAGGUCCGGAAGCAAUAGUUCAUGCUUAUAUUUUACAAGAGGGACUCGAUGGCAGGAACUCUGUGUCUAUGGACCAUUGUUUGAAGCAGGGUGGUGAGCUAUUAUAUUGGUCGUCCCUAAUUACCCGAAUGACCAAUGAUUUGGGCACUUGCAAGGCCGAGAGUGCUAGAGGAGACAUAGCGAAAUCGAUAGAGUGCUACAUGGUUGAAGCAGGUGCGUCCAGAGAAGAAGCAAUAAAGCACGUUAGGAGCUUGUUGUUUCAUUCAUGGAAAAAGUUAAACGAGGAAAGCUACAAAAGCUCAAUACCAAGGUCCAUGGCGAAGUUGUGCUUGAACAUGGCGCGCACUUCUCACUGCAUAUACCACCAUGGAGAUGGAAUCGGGACAUCGAGCGGAGCAACAAAGGAUCUUUUAAUGUCGCUCAUUGUCCAAACCAUCAACUAAAGCACGAGGCUUAAUAAAUAAGGACAUCGAUCAUGAAGUGAUCAACUAGGUGCAUCGUCCAU